AUUAGGCGAUCUCUUACUAAGCCCCUCUUUUAUUUAUUUUUUUUUUUUUCCAGGCUGAGUAAAUUUUACUAAUACAGCCUAAUAAAAUAACAGAGCAAUUAGUAAUAAAAUAAAAUGUUUGCUUUCCACAAUCCUUCUCGCUUACAACGAGUUGGGAAAAAGUAAAUAGAUUAAAAGCGCGGUGGAAACGACCUGGCGGUAUUCCAUAUUUAUUUUCUUCCGACGACCGCAGAUCAAAUUUGCUCAGCUCCUAAGUGGGAAGACCACUUUAUUUUAUUUUUUUUCUUUUUUUUUUUGCUUUCCCAGGCUCCAGCUCGCGCGCGGUGCCGGGCGCUCACGCUGCGUGUUUGUUCUCUCCUGCUUUCAUCCCCAGCCAUAAAGAUCCCCAGCAGGACCCGCGCUGGCAAAACCUCGUGCUAAUUUGCAAAGCAGAACGGGCCGAGCUCGUGCCUCGGCCGGGCUGGGGGCUGGGAAAAAAAAAUCCCUUUGCUCACCCUGGAGAGCUGGGGUGGCGGGAGGAGGCUUUGUGGAGCAUAUGGCCGGAUCCAGAGCAAAUCAAAGUCAAUGGCAAGGUGGCCGCUGGGCCGGCUCCGGCACCCGCUGGCAGGGAAUUGCAUAAGAGGAUGGGGCCGGGGAUGGUUUUGGGGCUAAGCUGGGCAAAACACGUGUCGGCGGCCGUGCAGAGCCGUCCCCAUCGCUACCGGUGCAGGCAGCGCUGCCCACGGGGUGGCCUCAGGGGAGGAGGGAAGGCUGAGCUGCUAAAAAAAUACACAGGGAGUGGGGUCAGGCUGUUUCGGGGGAGGAACACCCUCAUUCUUCCUCCCUGCCCUUCAUCCCCCUCAUGUUGCUCCCCCAGAGCCUGCUGCCCCCAGGAGACCCAGCGUGGAGGAGCCGCCGCCGGCCGGGGCCAUGAGGACAGCAUCCCCCUGAGCGCCGGGCGGUGAGCCCGCAGGGACAACCCUGCAGGAUGCCGAGGCUACGGGGCGGGUGCUGACACCAUGAAGGGCUACCAUGGGGAGCGUAGCCAGGCACAGCCCUCCUCCGGCCACCGCUGCCGCUGCAUCCCAGAGGACUGCCAGCAUCCCGCCAACUACGUCCCGCACGGCCCCGAGGGCCGGCCGCCGUACCUCCUCAGCCCCAGCGAGCCCUGUUCCCUGGAGCAUCCCUACUGCCCGGCGCGGAGCCCCGGCGCGGCCAGCGAGUGCCCGGGCGGGCCCCUGAGCGAGCCGCCCUCCGCCAGCGCCAGCAGCACCUUCCCGAGGAUGCACCACGCGCAGCAGCAGCCCUACGACUCCUGCGACGAAUGCAUGGCGACCGCCCACCCCGCCAGCAAGAUCAACCGCCUGCCCCCCACGCUGCUGGACCAGUUCGAGAAGCAGCUGCCGCUGCACCACGACGGCUUCCACACGCUGCAGUACCCGCGGGCCGGCGGCGCCGAGCCCCGCAGCGAGAGCCCCAGCCGCAUCCGCCACCUCGUCCACUCCGUCCAGAAGCUCUUCGCCAAGUCCCACUCCCUGGAGGCGCCGGCCAAGCGGGACUACAACGGCACCAAGAUGGACGGCCGCGGGGACGGCUACCACCACCACCACCACCACCAUCACCACCACCACCACCACCAGUCCCGCCACGGCAAGCGCAGCAAGAGCAAGGACCGCAAGGUGGACUCCCGGCACCGGUCCAAGAUGAUGGGCUGGUGGAGCUCCGACGACAACCUGGACAGCGACAGCAGCUACAUGGUGUCCGGCCGGCACGCCGCCGACCAGGCCACCCAGUACUGCGUGGACGCUCCCGAAAGUGCCUUCAGAGACUUGACCUUGAAGAGUCUAAAGGGCGGCGGGGAAGGAAAAUGCCUGGCCUGUGCCGGCAUGUCCAUGUCUCUGGAUGGCCAGACGCUCAAGAGGAGCGCCUGGCACACCAUGACCGUCAGCCAGGCUCGUGAAGCCUACCCCAGCGCCGGCGGCACCGAGAAGACCUUGAUGCUUCAGGAGGCAAAGGCCAAAGACCGAGCAUACCAGUACCUGCAGGUGCCGCAGGACGAGUGGAGCGGGUACCCGGCGGUGGGCAAGGACGGGGAGAUCCCCUGCCGGAGGAUGCGCAGCGGCAGCUACAUCAAGGCCAUGGGCGACGAGGACAGCGCCGACUCCGACGCCAGCGCCAAAGUGUUGCCCAGGGCGGCCACGCGGCGAGACAGCUACCGCCGCUCCUCCAGCGCCGACCAGGCCAGGACCAACUGCUGCACGCCACCGCGAAUGCUCCCGCGGGGACAGGGCUACGGGCGUUCCUUCACCACCGGCCAGAUCAACGAUGAGCUCAACCACCAGUUUGAGGCCGUCUGCGAGUCGGUUUUCGGCGAGGUGGAGUCGCAGGCGGUGGAGGCGCUGGACCUGCCCGGCUGCUUCCGCAUGCGGAGCCACAGCUACCUGCGGGCCAUCCAGGCGGGCUGCUCCCAGGAUGACGACUGCCUCUCGCUCUUCUCCAUGUCGGCCCCCGCCGGGCCACCCAUCACCAGCAGCAUCCUGAAGCCCAGCACCUCCUUCAGUUACAGAAAAGCUCCACCUCCCAUCCCUCCAGGAACCAAAGCCAAACCCCUCAUCUCCGUCACGGCGCAGAGCAGCACCGAGUCCACCCACGACAGCUACUUGCCCGGCGAGGUCUCCCGCAGCCCCGCCUGGUCCAAAGACGCCGCGGCCCGUUGCAACUCGGCCGAGAGCUUGGAGAGCUCCAAGGUGACGGCCGUGGCCCUCGACCUGCCCCCGGUCCAGCCCCGCGCUGCUCCCAAGCCCUCCACACUCAUCAUCAAGGCCAUCCCCGGCCGGGAGGAGCUGAGGAGCUUGGCUCGGCAGCGCAAGUGGCGUCCCUCCAUCGGCGUCCAGGUUGAGGCCAUCUCCGACUCGGAUACGGAGAGCCGGAGCCAGAGGGAGUUCCAUUCCAUCGGGGUGCAGGUGGAGGAGGACAAAAGGCGGGCACGUUUCAAGCGCUCCAACAGCGUGACGGCGGGCGUGCAGGCGGACCUGGAGCUGGAGGGCUUCACCGGCCUGGCUGUGGCCACCGAGGACAAGGCCCUGCAGUUCGGGCGCCCCUUCCAGCGGCACUCCUCGGAGCCCGAGUCCGGGCGGCAGUACGCCGUCUACAAGACGGUGCACACGCAGGGGCAGUGGGCCUACCGGGAGGACUACCAGCUGCAGUACGACACGGUGGAGGUGCCCCGGCGGGAUGCCUGGAUGGAACGGGGCUCCCGCAGCCUCCCCGACUCCGGCCGUGCCUCCCCCUGCCACCGCGAUGGGGAAUGGUUCAUCAAACUGCUGCAGGCCGAGGUGGAGAAGAUGGAGGGCUGGUGCCAGCAGAUGGAGAGGGAGGCUGAGGACUACGAUCUGCCAGAGGAGAUCCUGGAGAAGAUCCGGAGCGCCGUGGGCAGUGCCCAGCUCCUCAUGUCCCAGAAGGUGCAGCAGUUUUACCGCCUCUGCCAGCAGAACAUGGAUCCAAACGCAUUCCCCGUGCCCACCUUCCAAGACCUGGCCGGCUUCUGGGACCUCCUGCAGCUCUCCAUUGAGGACGUCAGCAUGAAGUUCGGGGAGCUCCAGCAGCUCAAGGCCAACGGGUGGAAGAUCGUGGAGCCCAAGGAGGAGAAGAAGGUGCCUCCCCCGAUACCAAAGAAGCCGCCGCGCUCCAAGGUGCACCCGGUGAAGGAGCGCUCCCUGGACUCGGUGGACCGGCAGCGGCAGGAGGCCCGCAAGAGGCUCCUGGCAGCCAAGCGAGCGGCCUCCUUCCGCCAGAGCUCGGCCACCGAGAGCGCGGACAGCAUCGAGAUCUACAUCCCCGAGGCGCAGACCCGGCUGUGACCGCAGCCUCCGCUUUUCUACCCGGACUGGACGGCGCGGCCGUAGCUCACUGUGAUGGGGGGCCGCGGGGACACCCUGGGGCAGCUCUUGGCCCCACUCACAGCUUCUCUCUUUUUUCUAUCUUAGACCUUUCUCGGAUCCGACGGCGGGUGAACCCAAGCCCGGUUCUGCCCCGUCCCCGUGCCCCCCGCCCGCAUGUCCCAUGCCAGCCUCUCCCGGGGUCCGGGGCUCUCCCUCCCUCCUGCCCUCCCUGGGGCCGUGUCCCAGCUCUCUGUCCCCUCCCCCCCCCGCAAGCCCUUCUUCACCCCCCCACUAGCCUGCAUCCCAACCGAAGGAGAGGUGACCCUCGGCCCCCGGCCCCCCUGGGC
Molecule: messenger RNA, 4207 nt
Organism: Calidris pugnax (ruff)
Lineage: Eukaryota; Metazoa; Chordata; Aves; Charadriiformes; Scolopacidae
Gene: DLGAP3
Product: discs, large (Drosophila) homolog-associated protein 3
Exons: 11
Coding region: 999-3839 (946 amino acids)
Biological process (GO): signaling
Cellular component (GO): glutamatergic synapse; postsynaptic specialization
Molecular function (GO): molecular adaptor activity
Source: RefSeq, a predicted model, not a curated record